ACAGAGAAAGCGGCUGAGGGGAUUUGCCUGGUGCUGUCUUUGGCUCCGAAAUGGCGGACGUUUUAGAAGGGCCCCGGGUUCGUGUAUCUGCCAGUCAGCUGGCGCAAUAUGUUACAAAGCCCGUCUGUUUCGUGGGACGUCUGGAAAAGAUCCAUCCAUCAGGGAAAUUCUUCUUCCUAGUGGACGGAGAAGGAAAAACUGCAACUGUUGAGCUGAACACACCUCUUGAAGAAGAGAUCUCUGGAGUCAUUGAAGUAGUAGGAAGAGUUACAAAUCAACUAAACAUCAUCUGUAUGGCAUAUACCCAAUUCAGAGAAGAUAAAACCCUGUUUGAUCUUGCACUGUAUAAUGAAGCUCUAAAAGUUAUCCAUGACUUUCCUGAAUACUACCCUUUUGGUACUGAUGCGUGACUGACACUUUUCAUGACAACUUCAGAGUGGACAAGUCUAUGGUGCUUACUGAACAGAAUUAUUCAAAGAUCUUACCAGGAAACAAGCUGGCUUAAAAUGCAUUUGAAACAGUCUGAUAUGCCUACGAUACGGUACAGAAAUGUUCGGAUUUUGUAUUAUAUCCCUCCUAAUGGACUUAAAUAAUGGUGUGCUCUUGAUGGAGAAAAUCUGUGUGUUGUGAAAGGCAAAAUUUUUCAGAUUACCAGUCAGGUAGCCACCUCUCGGUAAAUACCUGUUCAAUUUUUUGUUUUUAUUUUGUGGUUAUAUGGGCAUGAAAAGCAUUGAGAGGUUAAAGAAACUUCCAGUGAUCAGGCAGCACUCUUUCUGCACUAAAGAGACAUGGCUCUUUUAUGAGGCUCAAACCCCAUCUGAGUAUGUCAGAUUUCCAAAGAGUAACAUAUUUCUUUACCCCCUUCCAUGUUUAAACAGAUGACAUGAGUCACUGACAGCCCUUAACAGAAUGGUGACAAAACUUUAAAGAUUGUGUAUUAAGUUAGUAUAUUGCAGGCUUUUUUUGUUUAUUCUGUGGUGAUGAGGGUGAUAAAGAAUGAUUUCUUUUCUAUCACCCUCAUCACCACAGAAUAAACUCAAAAAAAGACUGUGUUAGAUUGGAUUUAGCCCACGUUUUUCUCCACCUGUCUUCUAGCUGGUGUCCCAAGCCAGGAUGAACAAGGAUCCAGAGAAGAUGUGCUGCACUGCAGUUUGUGUCUUCAGGUUGGAAGAUAUGUAAUAAUAAAACUAGAUAAUAUUCUGGCCAUACCCAUCUGCUUCUUAAAACAAGAAGGCAUAGAUAAGACAUUAUCCGCAAAAUGUCCAGCAAAUUAGUUACAGAAGACUUUUGAGGGCUCAAAUCCUUGCUUCCCAGGACCUAUUUCAAGAAUCCCCCUCACCACCAUUGUGAGUAGACACAAUGAUGGUGAAGUUAGGAUUAAAAAGACACAAGCAUCUUUGUGUUAUUACGUUUGUGACUAUGACGAUUUGCCAGGAGAACACAGGAAAAAUAGAGUUUGAGGUUAGGAUCAUAAAGGCAACAUUCUUCAAGACUACUGAAAUGGUUUUAGAUGUGGCACUGGUAAUUAUCAGACAAAGCUUUGACUGUAUGUCUGAAAUUAUUUGAGUAAUUCAUAUAAACACAUUUUGCCAGAAAAAUACAUGAUCUACUACUUCUGUUUUGUUAAGACCCAUGAAGCAAUCCUAACUUUAUUUUUUUUAAAAAAAAAUGCUGGUGCAUGUGUAGGGAUUUGCUAUUAAGUUGUUUCAGUGACUUCA
Elgaria multicarinata webbii is the source of this 1718-nucleotide messenger RNA. It is a transcript of the gene RPA3, whose product is annotated as replication protein A3. The transcript is spliced from 4 exons. NCBI's taxonomy places the organism in Eukaryota, Metazoa, Chordata, Lepidosauria, Squamata, Anguidae. The coding region runs from base 51 to 410 and encodes 119 amino acids. The record is from RefSeq and is a predicted model, not a curated record. Gene Ontology annotation, biological process: DNA replication; base-excision repair; double-strand break repair via homologous recombination. Gene Ontology annotation, cellular component: site of double-strand break; DNA replication factor A complex; nucleus. Gene Ontology annotation, molecular function: single-stranded DNA binding; damaged DNA binding.